AUGGGUAGAGGUCUGUCUACAGCUGUGUGUGUAGGGGCUUGCAUUGUCUUGUGUGCUUACAUGUUUAUCUGUAUGCCACCUCGUAGGAAGGACAAAGCACCGAGAGGCCAAGAGAGUGGGCCUGUAGUUGGACGGUCUGGGGAGAGUUCUGCAUUUCACCCUAUGGGACAGGGAGGUUUGCCACCGCUGGUGAUGUCUGCAGGGGAAGAUGAGACAAAAAGACGUCUCAAACUUAUCUCCAUAUUUGUCAGGCUCAUGCCUACACUGUUUGAAGGUGGGACUGAUCCGUUGUUGGCAGAUGAUUGGUUUAACCCGGUGGAAAAGCAUAUUGAUGCUCUGGCACUUGAAAAUGAUUCUGUGAAGAUUCUGUUGGCUACCUACAACUUUACUAGGGAUGCCAAAUUGUGGUGGAAGUUAGUGUCUAUUAGAGUGGACGUGAAGACAUUAUCGUGGGAUGCUUAUAAGGAGUUAUUUUACAAUAAGUUCUUUCCUACAACUAAAAGAUGGGAGCUGCACAAGGAGUUUAUCUCUCUGUUCCAGAACAAUUCUAUGACAGUGACAGACUACGAGAAUAAAUUCACUUCUCUUUCUCGUUUUGCUUCAGAGAUUGUAAGUAAGGAAUCAGAUAAAGUCCAUAAGUUUGUAGAGGGACUCCAUCAUCAGAUUAUGACUUUUGUGGCAGCACAGUGCCUACAGACUUAUCCUGAGGCUGUAGAAAGGGCAUUGAUUGUUGAAGCUGAGCUGAAUGAUAAAAAUCAAACUCGGGAUCAGUGGAAGCGAGACGAGCCAGUGGUUCAGGGGCUGAGGAGACCAUUUCAGUCUGCUACAAUACAGUCUGGGUCUAAACCACCACAGCCAACUUCAUCUUCACGGGGAUCGAGACCAGUUGGGAGGGGUAGUUUUACAGGGACUAGUCAGCAGUCCGGGGUUCAGGCUGGAGGUUCACAGGCUCAGAUAUCCCAAGGCCGAGUGUAUGCACUUCUUGAGACAUCUUCAGGACCGUCAGUGGUGAGGGGUAUGUUUCCAGUCUUUAGAUCUUGGGCUCGUAUUUUGUUUGAUUCUGGUGCAUCUCAUUCAUUCAUUUCAUGCACAUUUGCACUUGCAUCAGGAUUGGAGGUUGGCUUUUUGGACCGAGUGUUGAGUGUUGAUACGCCAGUCAGUGGUUCAUUAGUUGUGAGCAGAGUGGUGCGAGAUUGUGCCAUUGUGAUUGCUGGGUGGACUUUGGUUCUUGAUCUUAUCCUUCUUGAGAUGACAGGGUUUGACAUCAUUCUUGGGAUGGAUUGGUUAUCAUCAUUUCAUGCCACCAUUGAUUGCUUCAGUGGUAGAGUUUCAGUGUAUACGCCGGAGGGAGAUUGUUUUGUGUUUGUGGGAGAUCGGGGUGAUUCCUUGGUUUCAGCUUGUUAUGGUGUUCGUGGUUGGGACUGUUGUGAUUUCUUCUUAGCUAGCAUUUUAGCUGAAGAAAAUGGUGAUGUGGGGACAGUUUAUCCGUCAGUUGUUUGUGAGUUCUUGGAUGUGUUUCCGAAUGACUUACCAGAUUUACCUCCUAGAAGAGAGGUUAAGUUUGCGAUUGACUUAAUGCCUGGUACUGCACCAAUUUCUAUGGCUCCGUAUCGUAUGGCACCAGCAGAGCUGGAGGAAUUAAAGAUGGAUGAUUUGAGGUUGAAGGGUUUUAUUCAGCCUAGUGUUUCACCAUGGGGCGCGCCAGUGUUAUUUGCAAAGAAAAAUGAUGGUCCUAUGAGGUUGUGCAUUGAUUAUUGAAAAUUGAAUCAUGCAACCAUCAAGAACAAGUAUCCUUUACCGUGGAUUGAUGAUUUGUUUGAUCAGUUGAGGGGAGCUAUUUGCUUUUCCAAGAUUGAUCUGAGAUCUGGUUACUACCAGUUACGAGUUCGGGAUGAGGAUAUUCCGAAGGCAGCUUUUUGUACGCGGUAUGGUCAUUAUGAGUUCCUUGUGAUGCCUUUUGGUUUGACGAAUGCGCCAGCGGCAUUCAUGGAUCUGAUGCACCGUGUCUUUCAUAGAUAUCUGGACCAGUUUGUGGCAGUGUUUGUGGAUGACAUUUUGGUGUAUUCACGAUCUCGAGAGGAUCACGAGAUCCAUCUGAGGAUAGUGUUACAGAUGCUGAGAAAGCACCAUUUGUAUGCCAAGUAUUCCAACUGUGAAUUUUGGCUGCAAGAGGUGAAGUUUUUGGGACAUGUUGUUUCGGAUAAUGGGGUGUCAGUUGAUCCUUCGAAGAUAGAAGCAGUUCUAGAUUGGGAACGUCCCAAGAAUGUGUAUGAGAUUCGGAGUUUUCUUGGCUUAGGGGGUUAUUACCGCAGGUUUGUGAAGGACUUUUCUCGCUUAGCUGCUCCUAUGACUCGGAUGACCCGAAAGGGAAUCAGAUUUGAUUGGACUGAAGCUUGUGAGUUAUCUUUUUAGGAGUUGAAGACUAGAUUGACUACAGCUCCAUUAUUGGUGAUACCUGAGCGUGGCUUGGGUUAUGUUGUCUUUUGUGAUGCUUCUCGGGAUGGUUUGGGCUGUGUGUUGAUGCAGGGUGGUAAGGUAGUGGCUUAUGGAUCUAGACAGUUAAAGAUUCACGAGCUUAACUAUCCCACCCAUGACUUAGAGUUAGCAGCAGUUGUUUUUGCUUUGAAAAGCUAGAGGCAUUAUUUGUAUGGUGAGAGAUUCGAGGUGUUCUCAGAUUACAAAAGUCUCAAGUACCUUUUCUCUCAGAAGGACUUGAAUAACAAGUAGAGGCGAUGGGUUGAAUAUUUGGAAGACUAUGAUUUUGAUUUGCAGUAUCAUCCGGGUAAGGCGAAUGUGGUAGCAGAUUCCUUAAGCUGGAAGUCUCGUGGAGUUUUGGCUGCGUUAGCCAUUCGGAAAUGAAAGUUGUUGGAGGAUCUAGCAGAGAUGGGAUUACAGUGUUAUGAUGAUAGUGUUGGUUAUGAGUUAGCCUUUCUUUUUAGUCUUGUGGUUCAACCUACUCUUAUUACACGGGUAAUUGAGGCACAGAGACAGGACUCAGAUUUAGCUAUCAUUCAUUAGUUGAUUUCAAGUGGGGACACAGUAAAGGACUGGACCUUACACACGGAUGGUGGUUUACGGUUCAGAGGUUUGCUUGUGGUUCCUACGGUUUGUCGGGAGGAUGUGUUACGGGAGUUUCACACUUCUCGUUUUACUGUGCAUCCAGGUGGUACUAAAAUGUAUCAUAAUUUAAAACGCCAGUAUUGGUGGAAUGGGAUGAAGGCAGAUGUAGCUCAGUUUGUUGCCAGAUGUCUUACUUGUCAGCAGGUAAAGGCAGAGCAUCAGAGACCUGCAGGUUUGUUGUAGCCAUUGCCAGUAGUACAGUGGAAAUGGGAAUGUAUUGCUAUGGAUUUUGUGACAGGACUUCCGAGGUCACCAAGGGAUAAUGAGUCUAUUUGGGUCAUUAUUGUCUGUUAAGGCGACAGAUUCUGCUGAGGCACUUGGCAGAUUGUAUGUUAAAAAGAUUGUCAGAUUGCAUGGGGUUCCAUUGUCUAUUGUUUCGGACAGGGAUGCCAAGUUCACAUCGAAGUUCUGGGAAGGGCUUCAUGCAGCGUUUGGUUCACCGUUGCAUUUUAGUACGGCAUUCCAUCCGCAGACGGACGGCCAGUUGGAGCGUACUAUCUAGAUCUUGGAAGAUAUGCUUCGGGCCUGCGUACUUGAUUUUGGUGGUAAUUGGGAGGAUCAUUUACCUCUUGUUGAGUUUGCCUAUAACAAUAGCUAUCAGUCGAGCAUUGAGAUGGCUCCUUUUGAGGCAUUGUAUGGUAGGCCUUAUCGUUCUCCUGUUUGUUGGACUGUGGUGGGUGAGACAGCUGCCUUAGGGCCAAACAUUGUCUUGGAAACCAUUGAAAAAAGUAAGAUGAUUCGGCAACGGUUGUUGACUACUCAGAGCCGACAAAAAAGUUACGCAGAUAGACGGAGACGACCAUUAUCUUUUGAGGUGGGAGACCACGUGUUUCUCAAGGUUUCUCUAUGAAAAGGAUUGCUACGGUUUGGAAAGAAUGGCAAGUUGUCACCUCGUUUCAUUGGGCCAUUUGAGAUUUUGGACCGGGUGGGCGAGGUUGCUUAUAAAUUGGCAUUGCCACCACUGAUGGAUAGGGUCCAUAAUGUGUUUCAUGUUUCGAUGUUGCAGAAGUAUGAGCCGGAUCCAUCACAUGUAUUGAGUUGGGUUGAUGUUGACAUUGAUGAGGACGUUUCUUACGAGGAGGGACCCGCUCAGAUUCUUGACACUCGGGACAAAGUGUUAAGGGCUAAAACGGUGACUCUCGUGAAGGUUUUGAGGCGACAUCACGGUAUUGAGGAGGCAACGUGGGAACGGGAACAGGAUGUUUGUUCUGCGUAUCCGAGUUUGUUUUCUUCACCAGGUUUGGAAAGGGGUGUUAAAAGAAGAGGGUUUUGGUUGCAAACAGAGGGUUUUGAUCCAUUUUUGGUGUGGUUUUGAAUUGUUGAGCAAGUGUUCAAGCUUCCUUCGAGGUCAUAGCAUGGAUGGUGUGAAGGGUGUUCCUCCUCCGCUAUAGACAGAGUCGGGGCUGGUGUUGUUAUGUUAUAUUCCACAUAAUAGACUAUGUUUUGUAUUAUAUUUCCUAGAAUUUUCCUAACAUGUAAUAAAUUUUCUUUCAGACUUUAAAACUUUAAAGUUUUAAUAUUUGUAUCUUA
Messenger RNA from Cornus florida, 4650 nucleotides. RefSeq lists its product as uncharacterized. The transcript is spliced from 5 exons. Lineage: Eukaryota; Viridiplantae; Streptophyta; Magnoliopsida; Cornales; Cornaceae. The record is from RefSeq and is a predicted model, not a curated record. The coding region runs from base 1 to 1758 and encodes 585 amino acids.